Eremomyces bilateralis CBS 781.70 is the source of this 5345-nucleotide messenger RNA. RefSeq lists its product as uncharacterized. The coding region runs from base 142 to 5136 and encodes 1664 amino acids. NCBI's taxonomy places the organism in Eukaryota, Fungi, Ascomycota, Dothideomycetes, Eremomycetales, Eremomycetaceae. The transcript has 9 exons. The record is from RefSeq and is a predicted model, not a curated record.
CGCACUGCUGUGCCGCAAUUCUGCAGCGCAAGGUACCGAAUUCUGGGAUCACGGUAGAGCUAACACCUAGAUAAAAAGUCGGACGCCAGUUAGAACCUACAAUGAUUCGUACCUCAGUGACCGGCCCUCUAAGCGUUGAAAAUGACUAUACCGAUUUCGAAAGAGCGCGGUAGGGAGGUGGUCGCAGAGAUGCGCAGAAAGAAUGGAGGAAUGAGUCAAAAGCUGACAGAGAAACUCCAUUUACUGGAGAAGGACGAUGAAUCUGAAUUGCUGGGAAUUAUUUCCGGGCUCCGCGGACAGCUGGGUGCUUCUCUGAGCAGCUUGACCGACAACCUCAACUCGGAGGAUACUCGUUUCAUCUAUGAGCUCAUCCAGAAUGCAGAAGACACCAAGUUCGACGUCGCUUUAAGUAAGGGCGAGACCCCUUUUCUCUCCUUCGACAUACUCCCAAAACAUGUCAUCGUCGAUUCGAACGAAGAUGGUUUCACAGAAGAGGACGUGAGAGCCAUCUGCGAUAUCAACAAAAGUACAAAGGCUGGACAGCAACAGAAAGAACGUCGCGGUUAUAUCGGGGAGAAGGGCAUCGGCUUCAAAUCCGUGUUUAGAGUUGCUAGCAGGGUCCACAUUCAAUCUGUCAAUCUUUCCUUCUCAUUCAAGCGACCAAGCGUGGACCUCAGGGACUCCAUGGGGAUGAUUACUCCCAUGGACGAGGACUUUCUCCCUUUACCACCUUCUGUUCGAACGCGGAUGGUUUUAACUCUAACGAACCCCGCGAGCAUCAAAGAGUCAGUAAAAGACUUGUUCGACCUCCAGGGCACUAUGAUGCUGUUUUUCAACAAGCUAAAGCAGCUCAAAGUCAAUGACCAUCUUGAUAGCGAUAGCAUCACGACAACCAGCUAUACUUACAACAAAGGGGGACUGAACGAUGAAAGAGGGCAGAUUAAAAAGCAAGUUCAGCGAAAUUGCGACGACCCAGAGAUAUCAAUAUCGUACUUUCGCGUUUUCGAGAAGGACGUGAGCGGUCUGCCAGAACACCAGCUUCGGAAAACAAGAUCUGCUCCGGUGGCAUUGGCGUUUCCGGUCACUGCCAAAGAUGAGCCGAUUGUGGUACCUCAAAUGACGUACGCUUAUCUCCCUCUACGCAAAGCCAACUUCAAUUUCCUCAUUCAAUCAGACUUUGUCACAUCAAUCAACAGAGAGGACGUAGACCACUCCGAAAGGAACAAGGCGCUUCUGACUGAAAUUGGUAGUCUUUUCGCAGUCGCUGUUCUUGAAUUUUGCCGUCACAAGACUUUGCGGUAUAGCUGGCCUCUUUGGCUUCCCUAUGAUGCCGUUCCCAGCGACUUCUGGUCCAUUGCAAAAGAUCGCAUUGUCGAAACCCUCAAAUCUACCAGAAUACUGUUCUCGCGGAGUAACAAUGACUUAUUUCUACCAACGAGUCUCCGUAAACCCGGAAGCGACAGCGUCGAUAAAUUUGGCAACCCGUUAUUCCGCGAUAUACUCCCUGAAAUAUACAUUUCUAAGGCGUAUGAAGGGAAUCCAUUGGGCCGGCUUUAUGAAGUUCUCGGCCUCAAAACCGAGAACAUUACUGAGUUUUUAGAUCGAGUAUCGGCCGAUCUUCAAGAGCAGGAUUCGCUGUGGAAGAGUAGUACUACGUCAGAUGAAUGGCAGUCCAGAGCAUCAGUGGCCUUGAAAGAAUUUCUGAAAAAAUUCGCACCAGGGAUACAGCGUAAAAUAAGGCAGCUUAAGCUAAUACCCCUUACGAGCAACCGCUGGAUUGCUGCAGAUGACGUUGACAGCUCUGUCUACUUCGAUCGCACUGACGGAGUUCCAAUUCCAAAUGACCUAGGUCUCUGCCUGGUUCCAAACUCAAUGACUCAGAACAUAGCUCGACAAGAGCUGUUCGAAAAACUUGGUGUCCAGCCUUGCACUCCGAGUUUGGUGAUCCAGAAGAUUGAUGAUAGAUACCGAGAGUAUUGGUUGAAGAGUCCUUUCGGCAGACAAAUUGAACUCGCCGACGCUGUUUCUCAUAUUGGCUAUCUUUUUCAAAAAUCUCCACCGGAGGACUCUAUUGCGAACCAUGACAUUGGCCUGUUUGGAAAUAGCUCCCUGGUACGGUUGUGUGGAACCGAAAAGUCGAACCUAUACUUUCGAAACCCACGAGACCAAGAUGAAUACGGCCCUUCAAGCUUGCUUCGGGACGACAAAGAUGAGCCUGUGCGUCUCAGGAACCAUACAGAGCUGAAAGCCGAAUUUCUCGAUGACGCGUACUUCUCGGCAGCGGGGGAGCACGAGCGAAACGACGGAAAUACCUUCCGGUCCUGGCUCCAAGUUUGGGCCGGCGUGAGAUCGAGCAUACCGCUGCUCGACGAUACUGGAACGUCGCUCUCUGUCGAAGCAGAAUAUGUGCGGCAACGCCAGCCAGACAAAUUCGUUGGGUUCCUGAAGCGCAGUUGGCGAGCGAGCGGACUCGAUGAUAAGAUGUUCUUCGCCGCUCGAAAAAGUCUUCGCCAGAUCGACGUACUUACGCAGAAAGGCUUCACCGAACUUCGGAAGGCGUAUCUACCGACCCCGGAGAUGAUCGAAUUCGCCGAAAAGCUGCAAAUCUCCGACUUCCCAUUUCUGCAGCUUCCUCAGAAAUUGGAUUUGUUGAACCAAGAUGACUGGACGUUCUUGCGACAUGUGGGAGUAGUGGUCACUUCAACCAGACAAUUCUAUCAACAAUGCCUCCUGGAAGUUAAAGCCCAGACAGAAGGUCCUGGCACAGCUGCAUCAGCUUGCACCGUAUAUCAAGCAUUAUCCUCAUGCUGCAACAGUACUACUGAGCUGGAAUCUAUUCGAAAGUGGCUACGGGAAAAUGAAGGGAUAUACUUUCGGCAGGCCUUUAACAUGAAAUUAUCGGUUUCCAAAUGGCAAUCCCAUGACUCCUGUAUCUGGGACGGCCCGUCAUGGGAGACUUAUGCCUCCGUUCUCAAAAGUGUCCCAGAAUAUACCGGCUUACAAGACUUUUUCCGAGUGACGUUAAAAAUAAGAGAUAUAUGUCUUGAAGAUGCCCUGAAGGAGCUUCAAUGGAGGAGUUGCGGGAAGGGGGUCGCAGCAGUUGUCGAAAUCAAGGCCAUCUAUCAUUAUAUUUGGCGACAAGUUGAACAUGAUUCAAAUGGCGCGCCUUCAAUCAAGGCUGCCUUUGAAAAGGAGAAGAUGAUCUUCAACUGUCCAAGCGGAUCGUGGCUGUCCGCUAGCGAUGCUAUCUGGGCGGACGCAACCUUGCAGAUUCCGGACAAAGUUUCUAUUGCUGCACAGUAUCCGGAACUGAAAGACUUCUUUCUAGGAAUCCUAAAGGUCCAAAAGCCUGAUUUGCAGAUGCAUAUUGAUGCGCUGAAGGCGCUUGGCGGAGAUCUAUCCAGAUACGCAGACAUCAAAAGGAGUAUUAUCCAGAUUUCGUUAAUGGAUCCUACCAAAGAUGACCUGGACAAAUUCGGCCGAGCACAAGUAUUUCCGGUCCUUACAAAAGAUAAGCAAAUGAGACUUGCGGACAAAGAUGCAGGUUUUUUCAUUCUGGAUCGUAAGGAGCAUAUAUCUGCAUUUGAAGACAGACUGAAUAAGUUGGAUUUUUCUCUUGCGGAAAUUCAGAAGGCCGGCGCAUUCCUUGAUGCAGCCGGAUUGAGCGGACGGUAUAGCUCAGCCUGCGUGGACGAGAGCACGACCGCGGAGGGAGGCUGUCGCAGUGUACGACUGACAGGUUCUUUCAAUGAGAAGGCAUACUUUAUGACCUGCUGUGCUCUGCACUUUGGCAGCGCGAAGUUCGGGAGCGACGAGACAGGUCUCUACGACCUCUUUCGAUCCACGUCAAUUUAUACCAGUGGCGGCAUUUCAACGUCAAUUACAUUGACUCAGUACGACAUAACACACCGGGUCCCUCUACCGAGCGCGAAAUUCCACCUCGAACAUAGAAACGGGCGAUUGGACCUCUACGUCCCUAGGCGCAGAAGUGAUCAAGAGGUUUGCUUCAAGCAGCAACUUCCUAGCAGCAUUUUUCGGUUUCUCCUCUGCCGAAACUCUAGAGCAGAGAAAGUCCUCGGGGACAUUAUCCAGUCCAGUUGCGUCUCGGUCGCUGACAGAAUAAUUACAAAUGCCGGGGUGGCCGAGCUCGAGGGCCUAGACAAACCCGACGUAGACGACGACGACGAUGACGAUGCCGAAGAUGACUAUGACGGCAGCGAGGAAAAUUCACCAGACUCAAACCAGCAUCGAACAUCCUCUGUUCAAGGGGGUGUGUUCAUGCCAGCUGUCUCUGAUACCGCACCAAAUAGCGCGCCUUCUCAACCCGCAUCCCCAAGCCGAGACAGAUUAAGAUCUACUUCCGAUGCAUAUGAUGCACCUGCCUUAAGCCGUACGUCGAGUAGCGAAGAAAUAGUUGAAAGGGAUAGGAUCCACAUAUCUCCUGAAAUACCGGACAGAGACUCGACCUCUCAAAUGGCGCCUUACACUGAACUCCUCAAACACAUAGUAGAGGCCGCGGCGAGAACAGCUCUACCCAAUAUCGGCGAGUCAGUUUUCUCUGAGCCUGCGGACCCAACGGCAUUGUGGACCAAUCUGAACACCGAGGCCGUCUUUGGGCCCCGCUUGUUGGAUCGUGAUAACAUGAUCGGAGCAGCUGGAGAGCUAUUUGUCUUUGAAUUUCUUUGCAGCCGCCUCCAAGAUUUCGGUAAGCUUAACUGGCCGAGCACCAUCCGGAAAUACAUACGUGUGCAUCCGAGCCAUACGACUCUAGAACCAUGGAAAGGCACUGAAACAGCCGAUCUUGUAUACGAGGACAGCUCUGGAAGGCUGAGGGAGUUAUUGGUUAAUGCGGGAUAUGACUGUCCGUCAAAGCCGUCUACAAAGUUUCUUCUUGAAGUCAAGACGACUACGAAAGAUUGCUCGGAACCCUUUUUUAUGAAAAGCGGGCAAUACAAUCUGAUGCAAAGGGCGCAUAGCUCCCUCCUUUCGGACACGCCCGAAGUGUAUGUUCUCUGCCGAGUUUUUGGCAUUUCAUCCCGAAGAAUUGGGUGGAGGCUAUUCCUGGACCCAGAGGCCGCUCGUGAGACAGGAGAGCUGCAAUUCUCGACGCACAGCUGGAAGGUAGCGUCUAGAUAAGGUUGAAGAGAUCCAAAGAAGCAUUUCACGCAUGCGCUUGGUUUACAGUACGGAAUACUGAUGCUUAAAUCACUCUUCCACUUUCGUUUCCGCACAAAAUUCUUGUAGAGAUACACUUUCGACGUUUAGUAAAUCUCGCCUAGCGUCAAGGGCCGUUUCUAGGGUACAUAACUAACUUCUGAUGCGGUUCUUAUAGCUACUCAAAGAGC